Emericellopsis cladophorae is the source of this 633-nucleotide messenger RNA. RefSeq names its product EKC/KEOPS complex subunit-like protein. The transcript has 2 exons. Gene Ontology annotation, biological process: tRNA threonylcarbamoyladenosine modification; telomere maintenance via recombination. Gene Ontology annotation, cellular component: nucleus; cytosol; EKC/KEOPS complex. The coding region runs from base 1 to 633 and encodes 210 amino acids. The record is from RefSeq and is a predicted model, not a curated record. NCBI's taxonomy places the organism in Eukaryota, Fungi, Ascomycota, Sordariomycetes, Hypocreales, Bionectriaceae.
AUGUCCUCCGAGAUAGAGGUUGUCCAGUUGGACCAUGUACCAAGUCGCUACGCCGUCCACCUCGCGGUGUUCCAGGACGUGGGCAACGCCGAGUUCCUCCACAAGCAGCUUCUGUCGCGCAACGCAGAAUUUGAAUAUGCCUUUAUCGACGCUUCGGUGAUCGUGUCCAGACUCCACCUGUUGUCCGCGGUCUUUAAAGCCAUCACUUCAGCAUCGAACGAAGUCCUCAAAACACCAAAUGUCCAUUCGGAGAUUGUCGCCAACCUGGCGGCGAGCAACAAUGUGCGAUAUCAUGUCCACGAACUGAGCCAAAUGGCUAACGCUCCCCAGAUAGCAGAGGCCUACCGUCGAUAUGGCGUGUCAACGGCUACGAAGAACCUUGUUGUGGUCAAGGUUGCGGAAAACGGCAACCCAUCCACCGAACAGAUCGCAGAACACCUCGCGAAGAAUGUCGAGGGCACCCAAGUACCAGCGACGGACGAGAAACUUGCUUCCACGGCAGACAUGAGCAAGGUGUUCAAAUACUACAAGUUAAAUGGACUGAAUUGGCUGGAUAAGAUCAAAGAUCAUGGUGCGGAGCAGAAAGAGUUGGAGAUGCUGGUCGUUGGUGCCAUGGCCUUACGUGGGCUGUAA